Messenger RNA from Rotaria socialis, 2676 nucleotides. The record is from the annotation of a GenBank genome assembly. NCBI's taxonomy places the organism in Eukaryota, Metazoa, Rotifera, Eurotatoria, Philodinida, Philodinidae.
AUGACUUCUAGACAAAAAGCUUUCGAUGAAUGUUGCUUAUUAUCACACAUACGUUUAAGCAAAGAACGGAUUUUGUAUCUUCUGGAAUACCGUUUUAAAAGUAAUUCGAUUCGAACAAGUUUUGAUUUCAAAUCAAUUCAUCCUGAAAAACCGUCGAUCAAAGCAAAGAUUUCUCGUUCACUGUUGCGAUGUAAUCCAAAUAGUAUAAAAUCAAUAAAUAAUAAUGAUGAAAACAAUGCAUUUGAAUCGUCGGACGAUGAAAUGAAUGAAAUAUCUUCCCCGAAGUCGCUAACCAGCGUUAAUGAUGAUGAUUAUCUUAACACACUAGCACAAUGGGAUCCAAAUGCAAUUCAAACAAUGAUUGAAAGUGACGAAGAAGAAGAAGAAGAAGAGCAAGUAGAUAUGAGAAAUGAUGUUCAGACAACACAAGAUAAUAAUACGAAUGCUAAUUCCAUGGAUUUAUCAACAGAAAUGCCUGCAAGUCAAGUCGAAGAUAUUCUAAUUACAUUUAUUAAUCGUUCAAUAAAAAAUGAACCGAUGGUAGAUGAUAGCAAUGAUUUUCACUGUGCACAAUUAGAUGGCCAAACAGAUUUUCAAUUUGAUACUCAUCAUAAAAAGCAAAAACAUAAAAAUGAACAUAAAACUACGAAUCAAGUUAUAACUACAGUGAAGUCACAGAGUUCAAAAUCAACGCAAACUAUUGAAUUAGCCAAUAUAUCACAAUCAUUCAAUACAUGUCAAACAAACAAUAACAAGAAAAAGAAAUCUUCUAAUCAAUCACAACAAAAAGAUGAUAAGCAAUCAAAAAAAUUUAAUAGACCAUUAUCAAAAAGUCAAAAUGUUGAUGAGAAUUUUCAUCCUCAAUGCAAAAAUAAGCACAUACUUUCAUCGUCCAUGGGAGAAAAGUCAGUCGGUAGACAUAUGAAUUUAGUUCAACAAACAUUAGAUAGCUGUCGAAAACUAAAAGUAAAUAAUUCAAAUCCAGAUUUCGUUCAGCCUAAAAAUCUUCCAAUAGAUGCUACAAAAAAUGCCAAACCGUCAAAUUCAGCUGUUAAGAUAAAUCUGAAAAAAAGAAAACGAUUGGAUACUAAAGUAAAUCAUAAAUCACGAACUAAAGAAUAUUCAUCAUCAAAAAGAAAAAAUAAGUUAUCUAUGGGACAUAAUGGUAAAACUAUUCUGGAUUAUUUUAAAGUCAUCAAACGUUCACCAAAUAAUGAUAAUAUUCAAUAUUUUGAAGUAGUAAAAGAACCAAUCGAUUCAGUGAGAUCAGUGGUUCAUGCGACAAGGAAAAGACUGGCAAGUUCUUCUGAUGAAUGUAUUGUACUUGACGACGACGACGACAACGACAACGAUGAUAAUAAAAAGAUCAAUAAAAUUGAUAAUGAUGACAUACAAUUAAUUGAAGAAUCAAGUUCUUCAAUCUAUGAUAAUAUAUGUGCACGUGAAAAGCCUCUCGAUCAUACUGUUGAUUCAACAGUCAUGCGUGUCAAAUGGUUAGUGAAUCUUGAAUUAGUUCUGCUCGAACAUAUUUCUAGGUACUAUCAACAAAAUAUUCGCCCAAAGAAUAAACUACAGUUGCACGAUUGUGUUAGCUAUUCAUCUACCGACAAUCUUUUAUCAUAUCGUAUUAGUCCAGAAUUUAUUACAAUAAUAAUUAAGAAUUUCUUGAAAAUUUUUAUUGUUCGAAAUUUAAAUACUGAUAACAAUGAACUGUCACUUUUUCAGUAUGGUUUAACAUCACAUUUACGUUAUUUAUUACUUGAACUGCCAACAUAUAAUCAUCAAAAUAAUAGUAAUACUGAACACGAUUGUUUACAAUGUGAUGAAUAUUUUUCUUUAAUAAAUAUUUUAUUCGAUUUGUUAUUCGAUUUAAUUGAAUAUGAUAUAUGUGAAAUAUAUGAUAAGAAAACAUACCGAUCGACAUUAAUCAAAGAGGAUUAUUUCAAUCAAUUUAUUCGCAGAAAAACAAUUCAAACAAAUAAUUUCGAUCGUAUUAAAUUAAUAAUUUAUUUGAUUGAAUUAAUUGAACUACAUAGAAAUAAAUGUCAAAGUAAAAAAGAAAUUUUCCAUUUAAAUGAAAAUCAAAAUUUUCAUUCCAUCGAAAAUUUUCUUCAGCACAUUAUUCUAAAAGCAAAUGAUUUAAAUAAUGAGCGAAUUUCGAUAUGUUUAAAUGUGAUGGAAUUAUGUCUUUUGUUUGUAAAAGAAAAAGAAGCGUGUAUACAACAAAUGGCGUUAUUUUUAGCAAAACUAUGUGAGGAAAAUUCAACAUAUCUACAUUUGUUUUUGUUUGAUGAAAACUUAUUGCCUGAUAUUCGUUUACUAUUAAUCAGUGAAUUAGUUUGGAAAAAAUUUAAUAUUAAAUUUGCUUCCACGACUAAUAUAAUUGAGUUUUUCGAUCAUAUUGAAGCUGCCGCACGAUUACGAAAUCCAAUUGAUGACAGUGCACUAUUACUCAUCCGCAGUUUGUUCAACACAUAUGCUGAUCUUAUGAUUUGUAUAAAAAAUAGUACGCUCAUCAAACAGUCUUUAACUGAACAAAUAAAAAUGUUACGUAAUGAGCUUGCAUCGAUAUACGCUACUUUAACGGAUAUUUCUCAUGAUUUAAAUUGCAAUCAGCAGAUUAAACGAACCGUGAUACUUUUUCGUUUACUUCAAUAUAAAUGGGAGCAGUUCUAG